GGGGCAGCCGCGUGUCUAGGCAGACGGGGCCGGGAGCGGCGCGCGCGCGCCCCGCCAGCCUCUGGCGCGCCCCCGGCGGCCGGGGCCGCAGCGUGCUCGCCCCCGCCGCCAGCUCGCCUCACUUAUGGGUCGGAAACGCUGCGUGGGGGAGACUGUUCCAAGAUGGCGGCGGGUUGCUGCGGGGUGAAGAAGCAGAAACUGUCCAGUUCGCCCCCCUCUGGCUCCGGUGGCGGUGGUGGCGCCUCCUCCUCCUCCCACUGCAGCGGAGAGAGUCAGUGCCGAGCUGGGGAGCUGGGACUAGGAGGCGCCGGUACGCGGCUCAACGGGCUGGGAGGUCUAACCGGAGGAGGUAGCGGCAGCGGCUGUACCCUCUCUCCCCCCGAGAGCUGCGGCGGCGGCGGGGGGAUCGCCCUGUCGCCACCAGCGAGCUGCGGAGUGGGGACCCUACUUUCUACCCCGGCCGCCGCCACCUCUUCCUCACCCUCCUCUUCGUCCGCCGCCUCGUCCUCAUCGCCGGGCUCCCGGAAGAUGGUGGUGUCAGCAGAGAUGUGCUGCUUUUGCUUCGAUGUGCUCUACUGUCACCUGUACGGAUACCAGCAGCCCCGGACCCCCCGAUUCACCAACGAGCCCUACCCACUGUUUGUAACAUGGAAGAUUGGUCGAGACAAAAGAUUACGUGGAUGCAUAGGUACUUUUUCUGCCAUGAAUUUGCAUUCAGGACUCAGGGAGUACACACUUACCAGUGCCCUUAAAGAUAGCCGUUUUCCCCCAAUGACAAGGGAUGAGCUGCCACGGCUUUUCUGCUCAGUGUCUCUGCUCACUAACUUUGAAGAUGUCUGUGAUUAUUUGGACUGGGAGGUGGGUGUACAUGGCAUUAGAAUAGAAUUCAUCAAUGAAAAAGGAUCAAAACGCACCGCCACCUACCUACCGGAGGUUGCAAAGGAGCAAGGAUGGGACCAUAUUCAGACCAUAGACUCCUUAUUGAGGAAAGGAGGAUACAAAGCUCCAAUUACUAAUGAAUUCAGGAAAACCAUAAAACUGACCAGGUAUCGUAGUGAAAAGAUGACCCUGAGCUAUGCUGAAUACCUUGCUCAUCGCCAGCAUCAUCAUUUCCAAAAUGGCAUUGGGCAUCCCCUUCCGCCAUACAACCAUUAUUCCUGACACUGAGCCGCACAACCAGUCACUGGGCCUCUCUGCAGACCUCUUCCCAGGAGACCCUACACCUUCUUGGUCUAGCUAUCUCGUUUACUGUACCAUUUUAUGAUGAUAGUUUCCGUUGCCAUGGUGAAGCUUCGACGUCGUCAGUUAAGAUCAUCAUGGUAACGGGUAGGAAAAUGGCAUUUGUUAAGAUCCUGUUUUAUUAUUUUAGAUAAUUGAUUUUUUUGCAGCAUAUAUAACUUUGGGGUUUUUGUUCCCUACAAUAUUAUGUGGAAUUUUGCUUUGCUAUCUCAGUCAGGUUUCUGUUUUUCCAUCCUUCUUGCCUUUCUUCCUGUUUUGCUUCCUGUUUUCCUAUUUUCUUCCUGUUUUCCUUCUUCCUUCCCUCCUUCCCUUCCUUUGACUGUGGAUGGAAGAAAGUGUGCAGUUUUUGGGGAUUUUACUUGGGUUUGUCUUUAGUUUUCCUCAGUAAGAUAGUUAUGUUUUUUUUUUUUUUUUUUUUGAUACCUGAGUUUUGGAUUAAUUCAUAUCAAAUUCAGGUAUUUGUAUAUUACUCUUGAUUUUUGUCUGAAAUUCACUUUGCUAUGACAGUUUAGUAGUUGUGUCUUCACUCCUUAAGUAUAUGUUUUUUCCAUGGUGAAGAUAUAUGAACUUUAGUUCUAGUCGUGAGCAUUCAAAGGUCCAUGAUAGGGCUUGUCACAGAGGGAAAGAAAUCAUUUAUGCCUAUUGUGCUGGUUACUAUAGAAGAGACUGCCCGACCACUUUAUAGAACCAAUUUGCAAACUAAAACACUGUUUUGAGAAAGUACAAACUACCUUUCAAAAAGGCUACAGGAAUCAUUUAUAAGAGCAGCAAAUAUUAGGAAGAGAGCAGAUACAGAAUUUAGUGCCUUUGAGAAGAAUAUAAUUAAGUGGAAUUAAGAAAGGUUAGAAAAAAGGCAAUUUAGAAAAAUAUUCUUGUAAAAUUUUAUUGUUUCUAUAUGUGAAACAGCAGAUUAGACAAAUUUCUUACUCAAGUAUUUUUUUAAGCUGAAAAAAUUUAUUUUGAGCAAAUAACCAAAAAGAGACAUUUGUCUAUUUUAUAUUAAUUUAAAUUCAUUAGCUCUAGGUUUCAAUAUAUCAUGAUUGGCUAGAGUCAAUUUUAGCUACCAUCUAAAGAUAUGGUAAAAAUAAUUGAGUGAAACGAAAGUUCAUAUUUGCCGUGAUUUCAGAUAUGUUUGUCAUGGGGACAAUACUAGAGUUUGAGAGAUACUAUAAAAUAGCUUGAAUCUCUUUCUGCACUACAUACUUUUGAUAGAAACACAUUUACUACAUUGAUAAGAUGUUAUGUCACACCUGUGAAAAUGGAGUUGGCAUUCAGAUAUGCCAUAGUUAGAAAAUAGCAUCUGCAGGGAUAGUCUUCCCAUGAUGCAUACAAAGAGAACUUACUGAGGUCAAUAGGAGGUCCAUACAUAUAUCCCCAGGAAAAAUGACAGAUUAUUCUGGAGAAAGAUGGCCUUCAUUUUAUGGUUAUGUGUGUGUGUGUCUGUGUGUGUCUAUGUGGUGUACAUAUAUAUAUAUUUCUCCAUGUAUAUGUGUGUGUGUAUAUACAUGGUGUGUGUGUGUGUAUAUAUAUAUAUCUAUAUAUAUAUAUAUUUUCCAUAUAUAUAUACCAUACACACACACACACCUUUGGAAAAAUAUAUAUAAUUUUUUCAAACAGGAAGCCAACAUAUCAAGUGAUGAAUUAAAGUAUGCUGCAGAAUAUAUAUUCUAAAACUAUAAGAAAUAUCACUGAAUAUCAAAAUGAUAUAGCUUAUACAUAUAGUUGCUGUGACAGGUGACAGACUGCUAGUUCGAAAUUCAAAAAUCCUUUCCUAGUUUGUGAUAUAAUUGGCUGAAUUCCUUCUGCUUGCCACUGGGGCAAAGCAAACUGCUUUAGUUUUUGAUGACAGUUCUUAGAAGUUUGUUGGUAUUCCUUCAUCCACAGCAUCCAUUGUUGAGAUAACCAUUUUCAGUUGUGAUGCCUUAAACUAAGAAGCCAAUUGUUAGCCUGAAAUGCAAUCUUGGUAGCCAGUUUCAAUGAAUCUAGAGAUUGGUCAGAAAAAGCUGUUGGACUUUAGAAAGAGAUUUUGAGUCCUGUCAUUUCUACUUGGGAGCAUUUUGGAGCAGAUUAGUCUUUCAGUAUAAAAUCAAGUGGCUACCUGAUAGAAACUUUCUUACCCUUAUAGGGAAACUGCUGAGCACAAGCUGAAUGAUAUUGUCUGCUGCAAAAAAAAAAAAAAAAAAAGUAAAUAAAACAAGCAAACUGAAGAGAGACAAAAUAGACCAAUAUUAUCGUGAAAUCCAUCUUAUCCAUCAUCUCAUCAGUUCAACAGGCUCCUCGUCCCGGGUGAGCUUAUGGUUAGAAGUUUUUUAGCAAAGAUUUAUUACAUACAUAGAUGUGUGUGUGUACAUAUACUUAUACAUACAUACAUAUAUGUGUGUUUGUAUUUAACGGUGCUAAUCAAUCUUGAGCAGGUCACGUGACUGGUCAUGCGGACUCUAAAAUCAUAUCAGAUUUUUUAAAAUCCUUGAUAUAUGCAGAUGUUAUACAGAUUUUCUUAGCAGUGUAAUAAUGUUAUACUGAAGAAAUAACCAUCCUGCAGGCUUCAAAGGACGAGGUCAGCAAUAUUUCCCAACAUGGCUUGGGGGAAAAGGAUAGUUUUGUCUCCUUUUGUAUUCAAGUUAAUGCAAAGUGCAUUUUGUCUCUAAGUAGCUGUUGACUAAAAGAUUUUGUAGUGUAAAGGGUGUUAUACAAACUGUAAUGGUGUGCUUCAAACAAAUGCUAGACCCUUUCACCUUUGUCAUAUAUACAAAGCUGUUAAAUAUGUGGUAUGAAUUAACUUUGAACAUGUUGAAAUAUGUAGCAUGUCUUUAACUCAGACAAAGAUUCUAAUUGCACAGGUUGUGUUUUAGCCAAUUGUGGUUUAUUUGUUCAGAAACACAAAUGUGAAUUGCACUCUUAUCAUCAGAAUAUUAUAUGAGUUCAGUGAUCUUUAAACAGCUCAGAAGUAAUACUUGAACUUCAUUUGAGUAGCACAAAGUUUACAUAGCCCCUUUUAAAUGUUAAUUUGUUCCAUUUAAGUUUUUUGUUUUCAAAUGCAACUGGGUAUUUUUCUUCUUGGAAGUAGUAUGUACUUCGCUUUGGUAUGUAGCAAAAGGCUUCCAUUUCUGGAAGGGUUUUCUUGUUCUGAAACAAGGUCAGCCAGGUACCAGAUUCUAAAAGAACAAACUGUCCCCCACCCCUCAAGUGGCCUUCUGACUGCACGAGAAUGUGCUACUGUCCUCUGUAGUCUCCCCUAACAUGAGAGGUCGGUGAAAUUGAUGGAGGAAGUGCAAGGCUUGCUUCCCCCAACCCUUAAAGCUUAAAGCAGUUAUAAUAUUUUCAGUCCAGCACAUACAGUCCCAAUGCCCAGCACACCGGAAGUUUGUAUACUGGCCUCUUGUCUUCAAAUGUGCAGGAAAUUUGAAACUGUCAUCUGGAAUAGGUUCCAUCUCUUAUGUGUGAUUGAUCAAACCAAAGAAGCCCCCAGCCAUGCCCAAAUGCUGCUUUAAAAGCCUGCCUUCCAGUCCUUACAAAAACCUUGCAGGAUUAAAUGUGUUAACUUUUUUAUUUUUGUACAGUUUCUAAGUGAUUUUUGCUAGUGAUGUUAAAAUGAAUUAAGUUUAUUUGAGGAGUGUGAGCACCUCCUCCAUUUAAAUAAACUGGUGACUUUCCUUUUAUUUUUUAAAAGUGGAAACCCAUUGUGUGCCUCUCGAUUUAAGGGUUUCUGAUGACAUUAUUCUUAAGACCAGCAUUGAUCCUUUAUAUACAAAGAUAUGUUUUCCUUGUUUUUUAUUACUAUUUCAGAAGAAAAUGAACCUUUUAUUUUGCUCUGGACCCAGUAACUGCGCUGGUACAUAGACGCACUGAGCAAACAAACUUUUGUAACCACCUCUGACUACUUUUGUAUAUCAAAGUUGAUUACUUUUGAAAUAUUUGGAUCUAGUUUCUAAGUUAUUUUAGUGUUUUAUAUGUUCCCCAAAAUUACUUUGAAUCGGUCACCAGCAUAAUAAUGAGUUCUUGGUGAUACAAUGGUGAGACUUGUAAUGAGCAAAAAGCUACCUGGAGUAGCUCUUCUUUUCCUUCUCUCUUAGCAACCUGUUUUUUGAUUACCGUAAGACAUCGCAGAUUACCUGAAACCCCUUCCAGUAUAAGUAGGCCCUCCUUCCUUCCACAUUUAAUUGCUUAAUAGUUUGAAGAAACUAUUGGAAAUGGGCAUUUUAUAUGACAUGUAUGGCUUUAAAAUAUUAAAUAUGAGCAAAAAGAAAAAAAUAUGAGAAGGUUUAUGUGGGUCUGUAAGGUAUGGCUGUGGAAAGAUAUUGUAGUAGUUUUGACACUAUUGUUAUUACCUUUAAAAUCAUUUACCCAAUAAAAUGUUAAAA
Molecule: messenger RNA, 5600 nt
Organism: Sapajus apella (tufted capuchin)
Lineage: Eukaryota; Metazoa; Chordata; Mammalia; Primates; Cebidae
Gene: AMMECR1
Product: AMMECR nuclear protein 1
Exons: 6
Coding region: 163-1161 (332 amino acids)
Cellular component (GO): nucleus
Source: RefSeq, a predicted model, not a curated record